AUGGCGAUGUGGAAAAGGCGGCGGGUUCUUGGCAAGGGAACGUACGGCACGGUGUUCUUGGUCGAACUCAGUGACCCCACGGCUACACCGAUCGCCGUCAAGACGUGCCCUAUUGCGAAGUCGUUCUCCCUCCAGUUGGAGGAAAGAGUGUUGGCGCAACUGCGCGGUUGUCCGGGUAUUGUUUCCUGCCUUGGGAGUUCACUCACCGUCGAAGACGGUCCUGGACUCUACAAUCUGUUUCUUGAAUAUGCGGCAGGAGGUACUCUUGAAGAUUUGAUCAAGAAAGAGUCGGGUUUGUGCGAGCGGGACAUGCGCCGCUAUUUGCGCAUGAUUCUCCGGGGUCUCUGUUCUGUGCAUGGAAAGGGUAUGGUGCACUGCGAUCUCAAACCCAGUAAUAUCUUGGUCUUUCCCGGCAAAGGAGGUGAUUCGCUCAAGAUCGCCGACUUUGGGCUUGCCAGGGAAGGCCAAGACUACAAAGAAGAGAUGGGAUUUUGGAGGUUCAGGUUUCGGGGCACCCCUUACUACAUGUCGCCGGAGUCAGUUGCUUUUGGUGAAAUUGGGGCGCCGUUGGACAUAUGGUCGCUGGGUUGUAUUCUGGUUGAGAUGGUUACCGGGAAGCCUGCUUUGUGGAAGUAUCGAAAUCUGAACGCCCGGAAACUCCGGCUUGCGAUUGCCCAACAGUCGCCGGGAAUACCUGAAGGGCUCUCCGAGAAUGGGAAGGACUUUCUGAGAAAGUGUUUUGCAAUGGACCCCCGUGAGAGGUGGACGGCCGAGAUGCUUCUGAACCAUCCUUUUGUUUCUAGGCCCAUCUAUGGGAAUGGGAAGACUCCUGAGCCGCAAGCAUCUCCGAAAAGCCCUUUAAAAUUCAGAGCAAUCUCUGGGUUCAUCUGCUUCCUUGCCUCCUCCGGGUUGGUGCUCUUUUACGCCCGGUGA
Corylus avellana is the source of this 933-nucleotide messenger RNA. Lineage: Eukaryota; Viridiplantae; Streptophyta; Magnoliopsida; Fagales; Betulaceae. The record is from RefSeq and is a predicted model, not a curated record.